Racocetra fulgida is the source of this 271-nucleotide messenger RNA. NCBI's taxonomy places the organism in Eukaryota, Fungi, Glomeromycota, Glomeromycetes, Diversisporales, Gigasporaceae. The record is from the annotation of a GenBank genome assembly.
AUGAGUGUCUUAAAAAUUUCAAAGAAGUUGGAAGAUAAAUCUUCUGAUUUUGAUGAGAUCAUUAAUACUAUUAUGUCGACGGAAGAACGAACAAGUCUUUCAGAUGCAUUUAGAAAUUUAUGUAAAAUUCGAGAAGAAGCUUUUGAAGAGUUCAACGAUAUAAUUGAUGAAAAAAAUAGGACUAUUGAAGCAUUGAUCAAUACAAAUAAUAUAUUAUCUACUGAAUCCAAUGGUGAAACUAUGAAGGCUAUUGCCGCGAUGUGGAAAACCA